Molecule: messenger RNA, 1230 nt
Organism: Alternaria atra
Lineage: Eukaryota; Fungi; Ascomycota; Dothideomycetes; Pleosporales; Pleosporaceae
Exons: 1
Coding region: 1-1230 (409 amino acids)
Source: RefSeq, a predicted model, not a curated record
AUGAGCUGCGAUGAUGACCUUGAGCGCGAGUUUCGAAUCCCUGGCUUUCUCGACUCAGGACACCCGGUGGAUGCAUUGGGUGACACUGGUGCGAAUCGCAAUGCGAUGCAUGAAACAUUCGUCCGAAAGCGCGGCUAUGAUAUCGACCGCGAAGCUGCAUCCACCGUACGAGUUGGUCAAGGGACAGUUAAGACAAUUGGUGUCGUACGUGUGCCUUUUCGCUUUCGAGACGAGACGACCUCGUAUUCAUUCACAUUCCACGUUCUUCCGAAGUGUCCCCAGGACGUCAUUUUAGGCUCUACCUUCUUGAGGCUUACCAGAACCUUUUUGAGCGCGAAGAACUUCGCUCGUCGAGUCUUCGAUCGAACGGUAACGCGCAUGUCACAAUACUAUAACAUGCUCUACCUUGGCAAUUCCGGACCAAGGUUCAUAGGCACCAUCGGUGGUCGACCACAUCAAGUACUGGCGGACACCGGUUCCAAGGUGUUAAUCAUGGAUGAGGGUUUUGUGCGGUCGCGUGGGCUUCCGAUCAUCGACACAGAGGAAUAUCGCAUUAAGCUACGUUUUGCAGACGGCUCAGCGGCUCAUACAUCAGGCAUGACACAGGGAGUGAUAUGGCAGUUCGGGCCGACCAAGGAAGGGAAAAGCUUCCUACUGGACUUCUACAUACUCAAGGACGCACCCUCGGAUGUUAUUCUUAGCGAAAACUUCUUACUGAGGGAUACCAAAGCUUUCAUUGAAUACAGUGAUUACUUGCUCGAUGAUUACGAGGAAGAGGAAGACCAAGAGCAGGGCUGCGUCUUCGUCAUCAGGAAGGAGACGAGUCUUCAGUACAAGGGCCAUUACAAUGGAGCGGACCAGCUCUGCAGUGAUGUUGCAUGGGACCAGGAAAAGGAUCUGCGUCGAAAUGAAGACUACCGCAUCAGUGUCAUCCAAGAUGCCGCUGUAAGAGCUGAAGCUGAAGCAGCUGAGAGGUUACGUCGUCGACAAUGGGAGAACGCAUAUAUUGUCACUCAGACUGCCCAGGCAGGGCCUACUAGCACGACAAUCCAGAACCCGCCAGGUGUACCAGGCGGCGCAAGUCAGUCACCACCAACUGCGCAGCAGAGCAGCGGCGGUACGGAUCAGAAUCAGAUUCUGGGGCAUCGGAGAGUUCGGAAGUUUUGGAAGACAUCAGGAUUCUCCAUGUCACAUUAUCUAGGCGUUUGCGUGAAUUGGAAGCCAUGGUGA